Molecule: messenger RNA, 735 nt
Organism: Hyla sarda
Lineage: Eukaryota; Metazoa; Chordata; Amphibia; Anura; Hylidae
Product: indolethylamine N-methyltransferase-like
Exons: 3
Coding region: 22-735 (237 amino acids)
Cellular component (GO): cytosol
Molecular function (GO): N-methyltransferase activity
Source: RefSeq, a predicted model, not a curated record
AGACAACACCUGGAGGAUUAUAUGUCCGAUAAAUCUCAUGUGGUCUUUGGAGACGAUUUAUUAAAAUUUCCUAUUGAAAGUCUUGCAAAAACCUUCACACAGGGUCACAUUAAUGGAGAUGUCCUUGUUGACCUCAGUGUUAGUUCCUUUGUUCAUCAUCUAUAUUCAGCCUGUGAGUUUUUCCAACACAUCAUAGUCCUGAAGGCCAGUGACAGAUGCAUCAUGGAGCUGAAGAGAUGGCUGGACACACGGACAGGAGCAUUCGAUUGGGGACAUGCCACAAAACUUCAUGGAGAGAUACAAGGGAACAGUAACCAGUUUCAGGACACAGAAGGAAAAGUGAGAUCAGCAAUUCCACAUGUUAUGAAAUGUGACCUUGAGAAGGAAAAUAUGACGGAUCCGAUAGUCUUACCACCAGUAGAUUGUAUCAUCAGCGCUGUUCUCCUAGAUAGUAUCUGCAAAGACCAAGAUGAUUAUAUCAGAUAUCUCAGGAAUUUCUCAAAGUUACUGAAACCUGGAGGACACCUCAUGUUGAUUGGGGCUUUAGAUAUGACAUAUUACACAGUCGGGAAAGACAAGAUCCAUGCUUUCCCAUAUGAUGAGGAUUUUGCCAGGAAAGCUCUAGUUGGAGAAGGAUUUGUUAUAGAUUACUGUAACGUUAAGAAGAGAACGAAUGUGAGUGACCUUAUUGACUAUAAGUCCGUGAUAUUCAUUGCAGCUCACAAGGAGAAAUAG